AUGGAAAACAUAAUGAAAGGGUUACCAGUGGUGGUCUACCUGGAUGACUUGCUCAUCACUGGAUGCUCAAAAGCGGAACAUCUGAGCAACCUGGAAAAGGUCCUGCAACGCCUUCAGGAGAAUGGUCUGCGAGUAAAACGUUCCAAGUGUGAGUUUAACAAGCCACAAAUUGAAUAUCUGGGACACAUCCUGGAUGAACACGGAGUCCACCCUUCAGAAGAAAAGGGUGAAAAGCCGUUUUCAUUUGUGAACUGUGGAAAAAGUUUUAGUCAAAAACAGAAUUUAACUCAGCACAUGAUGAUUCACACUGGUGAAAAGCCGUUUUCAUGUGUGAACUGUGGAAAAAGUUUUGGUUAUAAACUGGCUUUAACUCAGCACAUGAGGAUUCACACUGGUGAAAAGCUGUUUUCAUGUGUGACCUGUGGAAAAAUUUUUAGUCAAAAACAGAAUUUAACUCGGCACAUGAUGAUUCACACUGGUGAAAAGCCGUUUUCAUGUGUGAACUGUGGAAAAAGUUUUAGUCAAAAACCGACUUUAACUCAGCACAUGAUGAGACACACUGGUGAAAAGCCGUUUUCAUGUGUGAACUGUGGAAAAAGUUUUAUUCGAAAACCGCAUUUAACUCGGCACAUGAUGAUUCACACUGGUGAAAAGCCGUUUUCAUGUGUGACCUGUGGAAAAAGUUUUAUUCGAAAACAGCAGUUAACUCAGCACAUGAUGAUUCACACUGGUGAAAAGCCGUUUUCAUGUGUGACCUGUGGAAAAAGUUUUAUUCGAAAACAGGAUUUUAUUCAGCACAUGAGGAUUCACACUGGUGAAAAGCCGUUUUCAUGUGGAAAUUGUGGAACAAGUUUUUGUCGAAAACAAACUUUAAUUCGGCACAUGAGGAUUCACACUGGUGAAAAGCCGUUUUCAUGUGUGACCUGUUUAAAAAGUUUUAGUCAUAAAGGUAAUUUAACUCAGCACAUGACG
Molecule: messenger RNA, 972 nt
Organism: Xiphophorus maculatus (southern platyfish)
Lineage: Eukaryota; Metazoa; Chordata; Actinopteri; Cyprinodontiformes; Poeciliidae
Product: gastrula zinc finger protein XlCGF8.2DB-like
Exons: 2
Biological process (GO): regulation of transcription by RNA polymerase II
Molecular function (GO): DNA-binding transcription factor activity; RNA polymerase II cis-regulatory region sequence-specific DNA binding
Source: RefSeq, a predicted model, not a curated record